AUGCGGCUCACUGUCGACCUCAUUCUCCAGUCCCACCAAUAUAUCAACCCCGCGCGCGACUGGACUCUCUGUCUGCGAGGAAACAAGAUUCCGAUGAUCGAGAACCUGGGUGCGACACAAGACCAUUUCGAGUGCAUCGACCUGACGGACAACGAGCUCCUGAAGCUCGAAAACUUCCCCCCUCUCCCACGACUGAGAAGCCUGAUCGUUUGCAACAACAGAAUCUCGCGCAUCGACCCUGAGGCGAUCGCGAGCCUUCCAGGUCUCACUUCCCUCAUUCUCACAAACAACAAGAUCGAUGUCCUCUCGGAUCUCCUUCCUCUCUUUCAAGCCAAGCAGCUCGAGCGGCUUUCGCUCGUGGAUAAUGGCGUCCGCGAGCGCGCGUACUACCGCCUGUUUGUAAUUUUCAACCUUCCCAAGCUGAGGUUCCUCGACUACAAGCGCGUGACGCAGCUCGAGCGGGAGCAGGCACACAACACCUUCAAGGGAGAGAAGGGAGCGAAGCUCGCCCAACAAAUCGCACCGUCUCGCAAGGGCCACGCCGCCUUGGGUGCGCGGCCGCUGAGCGCCUCAGCAGAUGAGAGCAAAUCGGCGAAGGACACUUCGACAGAGCAUAUUGAGAGGAUCAAGCUCGCGAUUGCGAAGGCGACCACGAUGGAGGAAAUCCUUCGCUUGGAGACUGCUCUCAGGGCGGGCUACAUCCCAGAUGAUCUUCUGACCGAAGAGGAGAGAAAGCAAAACAACAAACGCGCAAACGAGACAGGAGAGGAGGAAGCGCGGAAGAAAUGA
This is a messenger RNA of Besnoitia besnoiti, 789 nucleotides long. Its product is annotated as putative small nuclear ribonucleoprotein polypeptide A'. Lineage: Eukaryota; Apicomplexa; Conoidasida; Eucoccidiorida; Sarcocystidae. The transcript is spliced from 8 exons. The coding region runs from base 1 to 789 and encodes 262 amino acids. The record is from RefSeq and is a predicted model, not a curated record. Gene Ontology annotation, biological process: mRNA splicing, via spliceosome. Gene Ontology annotation, molecular function: protein binding; U2 snRNA binding.